AGGCGCCAUGAUUUUCCUGAGGAUGCGGCUAGAAAAUGGUCGCUUCCUGCUUGAAUAAAUGCGCAGCCGACAGGUGAAAGGUUCCCCGCUGUUUAAAGCUCGCAGUUGAAAACACGUGUUCGCUGGUCCCAGUAAAGACCAAAAUGGAUUUGUUGAUGUCAGAAAUGCCCAGAGUUUCGCUUUCGAAGCGGAGCAGAGUGAGCUAGGUAGCUAAUGCUAUCAGCGAAGCUAGCUCGGUGAGGCUAGCACAGGAUAAUAACCGGUUUUUAUCACAAAUAUUGACCGUUUGAUUCUGCUUGGUUAAAUGACAGAGGUGUUACAGGACCACAGCUAUCACCUUGAGGCUCCCUGCAGCUUCAGCAUGCUAAGACCGAUGGACUGUCAUUCAUUCGUGGUGUUCAGACGUGCUGAGGUCUCAUUGAGGUGUUUGGCUCCAGUGACAGGUAUGACCCGGUUCUGAUUUGGACACUCCUGGUGAUGGCAGAAGGGACUUACACUGGCGAAAUGCCCGCCUUUGACCCAAGUCCUGGAGGUUCUGAAGCUAAAAAGAGACCCAUUUCAUCAGAUGGCAGAGACGAACCCAUGAGGAAAAUGCCUUUGACAAAGUUUGGACCCCAACCUCGGUUUGAGCCUGUGCACUUUGUUAGCGGUGGGAGCAGCGGAGGAACCGGCACCGAUGAAAAGGAGAACGAUAAGGAGCGCAGGAAGAGUGAGUCGCACGGUGCCAGACCGUGGGAGUCCCACCACUCUGCCGCCAGCGACUGGGCGCAGGGCUUCUCCUCCCUUAGGCCCGCUUUCGACCGAGUGCCGUCGCACUCGGGUGACUUUUGGGGUUCCCACAAGGACAGAGACGGUUCCUCAGGUAGCACUAGUGGACUGGGUUAUGGAGGCCGCGGGUCGUCUUCAAACUACAUGGCGAAAACGCAUCAGGACUACACUGCCAAGUAUGUAGCACACGCCUCCGCUCACAGCUUAAACUCGUACUCGAAGCCGCAGAGGUUCAAUGGCUACGGCGGCGGCAGCAGAGCCAGCAGCUGGGAUUUGGGUCGUCAGGGUUUGGGUUAUGGCCAUCAGGACCGGCCUUUCAGCAGAGUCUACAGUGGCCCAGGCGCGGCCAGUCCCAAAGCAGCAGAGUCUGCGAAGCCUCUUCCGAUAUCUCACUUCACGUUAGAGGAGAAGCAGAGGCUGAUCACCAGUGUUGCCAACGCGUUGUCCGUUGCCUUCAGGAACCCUGUGUUGAUGACAGGAAGCGACUCACCAAACUACAACUUCAUGUUGAGCCGCAGCAUCCAGGCCUGCAAGACCAACCCGGAGUACAUUUAUGUCAACCUGAAGGAUAUCCCGCAGGCGGACCUGCCAAAGAACAGGAAAGUGCCAACUGACGGCUACGCCUGUGAACUGAGAUGUCAGGGCGUGUAUCUGGCAACCGGCUAUUCCGGCAGCAAAAACGGCGCGAGAGACCGCGCAUCCGAGCAAGCCGUGAAGCUCUUUCUGAAGCCGGUGGAGGUCCGCAUCGUGCAGCGACGAUACAGGCACCUUGUGGUCAGUGACAUGGUCGUGUGCCAGACACACAGCCCGACACCUGCGUUCCUGCCGGCACUCCGAAACCCAGAGGACAAGCCGACGCCGGGCUCCAAGGGCCAACAUGAGCCCGACAGAAACAAGCACUGGACCGAGUUUGUGGUGAUGGACAAUGCGUACGAUGCCAUCUGCAUUCUCAACAACUCCAAUGCCUUCAACCGCAUGAAGAUUGACUACAAGUUUGUCCAGCUGCCCAGCAACCUGUGGCAGUGCAGCAUCUUCCUGCAGGACGAGCUGAUAGCGCAGGCGACGGGGACGAAGAAGAGUUCCAAACAUGCCGCCGCCGAGGAGGCCGUGAGGAAGCUUCGCCUCAACCAAGCACAACGGCAGCCCUGGCAGAAACAGUCCUUCAGAAAUAAUCCGCAGGAUUCUGGCAACUGCUUCUCGCCACAGUCAGAUGGCGAUUCCUUUGGAGUCAGAAAGAAACAACUGAGCGAGCUUGUGAUCUUGGAGAAUAACGACAACGCCAUCUGCAUCAUCAACGACACGGCUCAGUUUAACAAAGUGACCGCGGAUUACAGAUUCUCGGUUUUGCCCGAUCAUCACUGGAAGUGCGAAGUUUACUUGGAAGGGCAGUACGUCGCAGCGGGAAUCGGGCCGAAGAAGUUAGUGAAGCACAUUGCGGCGAAUGAGGCGCUGUCCACUUUACGACAGACUCAGGCGGUCGUCAAGUCCAACUUGAGGAAGGAGGGACACAAUGGCGCCAUUUCACGCUCUCAGAUCCUCGCUCGCUCAGGCGAGGAUGCGCUGAAGCAGGAGAUCAAGGAAGACAACAUCGGAAACCAGCUGCUUCGUAAGAUGGGCUGGAAAGGUGGCGGCCUCGGGCGGGAUGGCGACGGCAUCGCCGAGCCAAUCAGAGUCAAGGAGCAGUUCUCCAGGGAGGGUCUGGGCAUGGAAAUGGUUAAAACGGGAAACCUGCUCAGCAAGCGGGACAUUGAGGACGUCAUCCGCAAUUACGCUAGCUCGGACAGAACGGACGACCUCCGCUUCUCCAACGAACUCACUGACGACGAGCGCAAGCAGAUUCACCAGAUUUCCCAAAAAUACGGCCUGCGCAGCAAGUCCUAUGGACAGGGAUGGGACCGGUUCCUGGUCGUCAGUCGGAAAGUACACAAAGACCAGCUGAUUGGUCAGCUUUUACAGGAAGGACAGGUGGGCCGAUACGAGCUUGUCAAGCCUCAGGCGUCUCAUUAAACUGCAUGAAAAUAAAUUGGAAAUUUCCUCGGAGUUGGACUUCAAAGCAUAUCACAGCAAGGCCCGGUUCUGACAUGGCAGCAGCAUGCGUCCUGGCUUUAAAUUUCACCAUUUAUACCUUGUGUUAGGGAUCAUUUAGCUGCUUCACAUGUAGCACUACACACAGUUUGCAUCAAAUGUUACAAUGACCAUUCAUUUUGCUGUUAUAUGGAUAAUGUUUCAAGAUAAAAUAGCACAAAAAAAGAACUUUUGUAAACAAGACUUGCGUGAACAAAGUUUGAAAUUGUGGAUUAAGAAUUACACAUUUUGGCUCAAAUUUAUACAAACAGCUCUUUUAGCUUCUAGUUAAUUUACAAAAACAUAUUGCUUUCCAAAUUUUAAUUUAAGUUUUAGCUUAAUUUUACCAGGAUAAUUCAUCGCUCUUGUUGGAAUUAGUAAAGUUCAUUAAAAUUAGAUGACCUUCUGCCACUGACCUAAUUUUUAUUUUAUUUUUUAAGCAUAAUCCACAUAUUUUCAAAAUCUCUUUAUCCCAGUCCCAACAUUGAUACUUGAAAACUUUCCAUCCCUGAUGAAAUGUAAUCGGUGAGGAGAUUCAAAAACCAUGAAAACCACCAAAUAUAGAAGAAACACCUUAAAAUUUAAAUUAAGUUUUCUGCUCAAUAAAGACAAAGAUUUGAGCUACCCUGCAAAAACACAAAAUUUUACCAAGUAUUUUUGAUCUAAUUUCUAGUAUGAGUGAAAUAAGACAAAACAUACAAGUAACUUUUCAGCAAGAAAUUGUGUUUUAAGUAAAUAAUUUCUUAAUUUUGAUUUAAAAGAACAACUAUUUAUUUGGCAAAUUGUUUCACUUAUAACAAGACAUUUUUCUCAUAAGUGAAAUCAUCUACCAGAAGAAUUAGGAACCUUUUCAUCAACAUCAAUGAAUUGUUUACUCAAAUCAAUCUUGUAUAUCCUGCUGAAAAGUGGCUUGUAAGUUAGGUUUGUCUCAUUUCUGUUGUACUAAGAUAUUUGGAAUAGAAAGUAGACCAAAAAUGCUUGGUCAAAUUUUGUGUUUUUACAGUGUAGAUCUGAUUGAGACAUCAGAGCACCGCCAACUGAUGGUGACAACAUCAUGGUAAGGAAAAGUAGGGGUCCGGAAAGAUGUCAGCUUUAUUGACAACUCAUGAACUAUGCCUAAAAGGUCAAUCUCAAGGUCAUUCCAGGUCAAUGCCAGGAACUAUUUGUAAUAACGAGGCAUCAUGCAGAAAGUUUGAGUGCUACAAAAAGUGAGAUUUCUCUCCAACUUACUCAGGGACAAUUAACCAAAUAUUCAAACAUGUAUGUAUAUAUUUGAGCCUGAAUAUGGAAUUAAAGUAAAACUGGGGCUGGGCGAUAAAUCAGUUUUAUUGAUAAUUGAAUUUUCUUUUUUUGAAGAUGUAAUUUUCACCAUUUGGUCUCCAUGGUUCAGAGUGACGUCAGCACGCCCAGGGCGGCCAUCUUGUUUGACUAGUUUGUGUCAUUUACUUUGAAUUCUGGUGAACUUACAGAAUGACCGAAAUAAGUAAUUUUUUUUUAAAGAUCUUCUCUUUCAUUUGUAUUAAAAAAAAAAUCAAAUUUUGGUUUAAAAAAAUUGAAAAUUAAAUUUUUAAGCACUAAUUCAAACUUCUGGACCUCAUUCUUGUUCUUAAAAUCAUUAAAUAUUUUCUUAGCAUCCUUUUGGGAAAAAAAAGAGAUGAAAAUAAAUAAAUAAAAGCUCAAGAUGAAUGUUCAUGAAAGUGCGAGUGCAGUACAGAGAAGGGAAACCCAAUUUGAAGGAAACCAGAUGUGAUUGGACCAGCCAGGACCAAAGCUGAUGCCCGGUCUGAAUCGGGUCCAACUGCAAAAACACAGAAUAUCACCAAAUGUUUCUGACUAGUUUCUAGAUAUUUUAACAUAUUUGAAAUAAGACAAAAUUAAGAUUUGAUUUUUGGGAAAUGUGGGAUUUUUUUAUUUAUUUUCCACCAGUUUACUCUUUAUGUUUCCAUAGCUCAGACUGAUGCCAGCGGCGGCCAUUUUGUUUGACAAGUAUGUUUUAUGACUGAAUAUUAGGGCCAGUCUAUGAUUUAUUUUAAUUACGGUAAUAGUCAUAUUUGGAAAGCGAAAUCAUAAUUUUUAGAACUCAAAUAAAAAAAUUUGUUAAUGGUUUUCCAGAUAAGUGAGUCCUUAAUCUUUUGACAUAUCAGCAUCAAAUUACUAUCAGCUGCAGGACUUUGAAACGAAGACGAAUCACAGCUAGUCAUGACAGAUCUGGAAGCUUUUCUUUUUCUAAUUAAAGCUUUUUUUUCCCCUCCUAAUUUCAAGACGUUUUCUGGUAAAAUUGUGUAUCAUAACUAUAUUCUCAAAAACAUUUUUGUAAGCCGGGCCCUAAUACUCUGUUGUACAACUCACAGAAGAGACAAUAAUAAAAAACACUUUUGAAAAAACACUGUUUUUAGAAAACAAGAAAAAUUUAAAUUAGGUUUAGUAUGAAAAAAGUCUGAUUUUAUUUUAAAUUCAUAUCAAUCAGCCAUAGAAGUAGCUUUUCGGCAGUGCAAAGGAGCAUAUUUAAGUAAAUAAUUUCUUAAUAUUGAUUUGAAAAGAAGUCCACUGGCAGAUUAUUUCACUUAUAAGAGAGAAAACAUUUUAUAAGUGAAAUAACCUGCUAGUGGAACUAUCACUUUGUCAUCAAUAAUAAAGAAAUAUUUACUUAAUACAAGCUAUGUUUUUCUGAAAAUUUUCUUGGAAGCUAUUUUGUCUUAUUUCAAAUGUACCAAGAUAUUUGUAUUAGAAACUAGACCAAAAAUACUUGGUACUUUUUGGUGUUUUUGCAAUGAAAAUAUACCUGCCAUUUCAAAUUUGCAUGGGACAAAUUUGCAAUUUGUUUCAGCAAAUCUAAGAAACGAAAUGUUUUUUGACAUUCCUUCACCGAUAGCUGACUGGAGGGUGAGCAGUUACCGUCUCCAGACCUCAUCUUUUCAGUUUUUUAUUGCAGAAAAUACCUCGUUCAGUUAUAUUCAGUUUUUAAAAAUUGGCUUUGUGAAGGUUUCUGUGUGACUGUUAAAUAAACCCGGCAGAGUACGCAGCUUUUCUUUGUUUGAAAACACUGUAGACGGUUCACUCAUGUAAGACCUGGAUUAAAGCGGCAUUAAAAUCUUAACUGUAGCUCAAUUCAUAUCAGCCUUACUGUGGUAAUGCACCUGUAUUCAGGAAUGUUUUCAUUUUUUUAGUUUUUGCUUUCAAUUCAGUUACAAACCAUUCUACCAGCUGCAUCAGUGAUCCCAAAAACAACAUUUAUGUAGAAUCUGUGAUCUUAAUUGUUAGAUGGUUGUUUGUAUGAGUACACCUAACCUGUCUGCUUGUUUUGACAGCUUUACGUAAUAAAUGAAAAAUAGUCAAGCUGAA
Messenger RNA from Poeciliopsis prolifica (blackstripe livebearer), 6174 nucleotides. Its product is annotated as NF-kappa-B-repressing factor-like. Bases 478 to 2775 code for a protein of 765 amino acids. The record is from RefSeq and is a predicted model, not a curated record. Lineage: Eukaryota; Metazoa; Chordata; Actinopteri; Cyprinodontiformes; Poeciliidae. Gene Ontology annotation, cellular component: nucleoplasm; nucleolus. Gene Ontology annotation, molecular function: nucleic acid binding. The transcript has 3 exons.